GAAAAGGUGAAAGUAUCGAUAAUAUUCGAAGCUCCAUACAACGUGAUGAAAGAUUUGAUAUCUGAGCGACGGUUCAACUCACUUCAAAGACAAUCCACUGUGGAUGCGUUUAAAAGCGCUAUUGCAAAAGAUUUUGAAACGAAGUGUACUCAGAACACGACUUUGAAUCGAUUCUGUGAAUAUUGGCGAUUGCUGUGUGAUUUAGAUGAGGGCAUCUGGCAAAAAUGGAUGCACACUCACACGAUUCGCAUGCUUCUGGUGCACGAUCAGCGAUUGCCGUCGAAUCUGUUUACGAGACCGAAUGUGCUCAAUGCUGAUUACAACGCAGUGACGUGCAAUGUGGCACUCAGCAACCUGCAGGACACACUCUCACGUAUCACCUCGUUCCAGUUACUCAAACGACUCUCUUACGUCAAACUUCUCGAAGCAGGUGACUUCAAUUUCAAUGUUAAAAAGACAUUCUUUUACAUAAUACGACAAACAAUGGAACCACCUUGUGUCGCACUGAAGAUCGCAUUCCUUGGUGGAGUGAGUGGAUCCGUCAGAAACAAAAUAAUAAACGAGAUCAUAGCAGCCGUUGAAGCGAUCACCAUCGAUCGCUGUAAAUAUUUCACUGUAAUGAAAGAGUUCUCAGACGCACGCGAUGACCAGUCCACUUAUUUCACUAAAAAUUCGAAAGGCAAUGCAGUUAUCUUACUGAAUCGACCACUGGAACGCUUCCUGGUUCGGUACGAUAAAAUACCGAUGUGCAUUGAACUGAGCGAUUAUGUGUCACUGCGCGAUCGCGAUAGCGCAGUGGUGGUUAGCAGUGCGGGGUGCGAAGAAGGGUGUCGGGUUAGCCGUCAGAUUUGGCAGUUGCAAAAGGCAUUUCCAUCCGCAUUCUCAGUGACAAGUGCGUCUGCGGAAUACAUUUUGAAUACCAUUUUGAGAAAUGGUAUUAUGAAUUUAAUACGAGAGGUGGACAGCAGCAGUGCGUCUGAAGAGGAUUCAUCUCAAAAGAUGAACACUAAAUCAAUGCAACAAUACAUAAUAUUCCCACCGUCGAAACUGGAUUAUCACCAGACUCUGACCACCAAUCAGUCAUCAUGGAGACGAAAAAAUUCUAGAUUAUCGGAUGUUGGUGUUGAUCUCAAUUCGGAGGAGAUUCAAAGCGCUGACGCUAUAGGGCAGAAGUGUGGAGCAGAUGCAGACUUGCAGUUAAUAACCGAACUUUGGAUUGAACCUCAUUCGACGUGCGAUGAGAGCGAGAUUGAAUCGAUGAGAAGUGGAUAUAAACAGAUACGAGAUAUCGAUGAGAAUAUCAUUCGAGUGUUGUCAACGUUGGAUCAGUUGAUGACGAUUUGUGUGCAUCAUUCCAGUUCACAGUUACAGAUCGACAACAGGAAUAAUGAGACACGCUCAAAUGAAGAAACCUUCAUUAAUGUAUCGAACAAUGUGCAGAUCUUCUGCGAGUGUUUCAGUUUGAAUGCGUUGUUGUGUAAUGCACUCGAGCGAGAGCUAAUCUUACUACCGACGUUGACUUAUCAAGACGCGGAUCCAGCCAGCAUCAAGCGUUUGAAGCUUCUUCUCGAGUCCAUGCACAAAGAACUGCUCAGUACGAACAACAUGUGCAUUGAAGUGGACGAUGUGAAGCUUUGGGAUGACAUCACGGCGAGUCUGUAUCCGAGCGAUGAUAAGCACGAUCACAUCGUAUCGUUAUCGCUGUCCGCACAGCCCACUCGCUCGGACUACCCGUAUCCAGCUGAACAUGCUGUCACCCCGAUUCGAGUCUACAUAUCACGACUGUCACCAUGGCGUUUGGUGAUCACAGUUCUACCAGUAUUGCCCAAACAUAUCUUAUCAAUCGCUAGCAAUAAUCAGCAGCAACAACCGUUCAUACCGUUGCUGGUGUAUCAUGUUGAUGAACCGUGGAUUGCCUAUAAUCUCUCGCUGCUGACUCCUCUGCCACACAAAUUGUUCGUAUCGGAUAAUCGAUGCAAAGAUAAUGACUCAACUCUUGCGCAUCUCAAUAAACAAUUGUGCAGUAUUCAACAACAUCAAACAUCGAAUGAUGAGACAUCAUCCCGCUUCAUAGAGCUGAACUGGCUGUCAGAGGCACGAAUCUGUGCUAGUGAGCACCGAGUCCACACACUCUUCAACUUGCGUUCGUAUUGUGAAUUCAUCGAGGAUCAGUUGUUCUCGAGAGCAUUCAUAAGCGCAGUUUAUCGAUGUUUGGUUGAAGAUGUUUAUGUACCUUACGAGAAUCUAUUAGAAGCGACAGAGGAUCGAUGUGAACAGAUCAACAUUGAAAUCGAUGGUGUUAAUGAAUGCAUUCGCUCUUUGUGCUCACAUUUUGUUCAUUUCACCAGAAUGAAUGAAACGUGCUCAUAUAACGAUGCAUUCGAUUAUCAUCAAUUAACAAGCGCAACGGACAGUUGUAAUGCUGAACAAUGUGAGGAGCGAUCGUGCGAAGAUGAACAAGAGGAUUAUCGUUUAGCGUUCGAAGAACUCAUUUCGAAACAUUUCAGCAUUGGUCCGUCUGAAUCGGUGAAGCGUUACCAGUCAACGUCUUUUCUGUUCACUUUCAGAAAAGUGCCCAAUCUGCCGAACUAUUUCUUCUACGUCAAAGAUGCAAACGCACAAUUACCCGUAUCUCAGAACAGUGCCAAUUUCAAAAUGAAACUGGAAAGUGGACUGGGAAUAGGCUCGCAAAGAGUAUUUCAACAGCACACAAGCACAUAUCCAUCGCAGUUCCAAUCGCGAAGUUCAUUCAGUGACGAUGUCGAGUUUUGCUAUCUGAAUGAGGAUGAUGUGCUGAAUUCAGCGCUGAUGCCGAGCGAUGUUCAUAAUGCGAAUGACAUUUUCCUCGAUAACACACAAGAAUUCAACGAGCAAAACGAACUCCUCAACACCACUCCCACCAGAUCGUCCAGAUCCGUCGAGUCUGCGAUGCUUAGCCCAACCUCAGGACGUUCAACACCCAACAGCAUGUCGGCCUUGUCCACCUCAGCCACAUGCAUAUCCGAGAGUGAAUUGCUGACGGUCGAGGAGAGCGCCAUGGACGCCACCCCACUCUUCCUCAACUUUCAGUGCGCUAUCCGGUUCCCGGAUCAAUCCAUGUUCACAUUUUCGAUUGACCAUCUACCUUCAUGUCUCAUCAAACUACUCGAACAGUGCCCCAACAUACCUCACAAUAUNCAAUUUAUGAACGAUACAGUAGUAACACUGGAUGUGUACGUGUUGUCAUGGCCAUCAAUCCGCAAUAUGACUCUAAACGACCACCUCGAUUCGGUUCUAUCCCUAUCUCCACUCAACUCAUCACCAUCCAAACAGCUUUCACCUCUGAUCUCAAAUACCAAUCUUAGAUGUUUCGAUUUCGAAAAUAGCAGUAUGCGUGAUAACUAUGAUGAUAUGAAUGUGCAGUUGCCUCAAGCGGGAUGUCGUGCAGUGAACGAUUUACGAAAUGGAAUCUGUAGAUUGUUACAAAUGGAGAAGACUUUAGUGCUCUCCAGAUAUGCUGAUUAUCGUGCAUCCACUUUACAGGCCAUUAUCGAUUUCAUCAUUGAUGAGGUAAAGAAAGGACAUGACUCGGAGAGAAUAAAGAAGAGUAAAGUGAGGAUUGUGCUGGUGAUGGAGCAGCAACGAGCACUGAGAAUGUUAAAGGAAAGAUUGAAGCGACUGAAGUUGGAUUAUUGUCAGCUGAACCAGGCUGAUGGUGAUAUGUUCUAUUGCUGUAAUAUCAGCGAUUUGCAUCGAUUCGAAUCUCUUCGCAGCAAAUUGCCAUCGUUACGCAGAAGAGUAUCAUGUGUUGCUCGUAACAAGACUGAAUAUAUCGAACGAAAUAGCAAUUUGACGGACGCUUGUGCAUGCCAAUCUGCAAGUAGUGUGAAUGUGAAUCGAAAUGAAGAUGAGUCGUUUGCAUCGAACGUGAAAGCAUCUCAUAUACAAAAGUCCCGAUUCAGUACCGAUGCGAUAUUGGAACAUCAUCACCACGACGAUGCGUCGUCGCGGUGUAAUCUGCAGCCAGAUGCGCCCAAACUGGACAGAUAUGCUCAUCUACAUACAGCAGUCUAUGAGAGCUUAUGUAAAGCAAUUGAAGAGCAAUGUCGAUUUGUGAAUCAGGAAUUGUUAUUGGAUAAGAUGCAACGGAGUGGUGAAUGUGAUAGUUUGUUGGUGGAUGAUGAGACUUUGUCUCGAAAAUUGGGCAGAGAUGAAACAGUGAAGGAGAUUAGCGAUAGGUUGGCCUCGAAUCGGGAUGGGAACGUAAAGAAUACAAAUGGAAAUGGGAUUAUACCAAACACAAAGUUGACUCGUCACUAUAUUUCCACACAAAGAAUUAUAAAUGCUGUCAGGAAUUAUAGCACUUCAACAUCUUCGUCGUCGUCGGAACGAGGAGAAGUGCUCGAUCCGGUGAAUAUCCUGUCGGAGUUCGCUCGAAUCGAAUACCCGAUCGGUCAUUUUGCUUGUGAUGUCGUCGAUCAUCAUUUCUUUUUCGUUCAUCCUCGACUGCAAAACUACAAACCUUUAUCUUCCAUCCAAACCUCAAGUAGCAGUGCUUCUUUUGCAAUUGGAUUCGAAGCACUACGUCAGGCAAUCGAGCGAUUUGCGGUGCGUAAUCGUCGUAAUAUGUAUGUGUUUCGAGAGGUGGACAGUAGUCAUGUGUUCUACAUGAGAUUACAUAUGAGUCUGAACAGUGUUCGAGAGAAUUGCGUCUUUGAUAUGCACAAAUAUUCGUGGAUGAAGGAUCUGAACGAAAUGCUUCAAAAGAAUAUAUUGUUAACGAUUCACGGCAUCCAUCAGCCCGGUAAGGACCUGAAGGCGAUCAUCGAAGCGAUGCAGAAACGUCUCGAUAUCAAAGUACUCGAUGAGAUUACAAAUACGCUCCAUAAGACGCCUCAAACGAGGCUUACGCCUGAGGAUGUUAUGUUUAUUCAACGUGAUCCAUGUCAACCGGACGCAGUCUACCAUUGCACUUUGCCAAUGUACACAGAGGAAUACCUCGGCUCGUUGUACUUCUACAUCAAACAACAGAUGCUAACGAGUGGCUUGUGUGGAGUGCCGACUGGUGGAUGUGAACGGGGAAUGCAAACGGCACUUGAAAUAUGCACAGUUUACAACCGCUAUACAUUCACAAUUGUAUCCUGGUGGAGGGAACAAGCUGAGAGGUUGGUCGGUGGAGCGAUUCCACGAAUUGACCAGGCAUUAUGCGAUCUAGUGACUGAGUUCGGUCUAUUGGGUAAUGCAGUGCUGGAUUGUCACUCUUCGCCGUUCAAUGCAUCCUCAAAUGCAGCAUCCAUAUCGUCCCGAAGACGUCCCGAACGACAUCCCACUCCUUUGAGUGAUGCGUUACUAGCACCGGGAGUGUUGUCCCCAACGAAAGUGGAUAAUUUACAUCAGUCGUCGAAUAGCACCAUUAACACUACCACUAAACACUCACAACAAAGUCAGUUAUUGAAUCGGAACGAAUUGAUACGUCGAUCGGCGCAAUCAACGCAAACCGUGUUCAAUUUCGAGGAGAAUAAACGGAACUCGUUAACGGGUCUAACGAAUAUCAAUCCGGGAUUGAGCGCGAGUAGUGAAGAUACGCAUAGAAAUGAACUGGGCAUCGGGGUAAUGACCCCAUCGAUAUUCGUGAACCGUCAGUUCAGCGGGGUUGCUCGCGAAUGGUUCGAUCAUAUGGUAUCAGAGGUCAAGAAUCUGAAUGAUCAACAAUUUUCGCUGAAGAAGUUCAUGUUUCAUUUGGACAUUAAGAUAUGCAAAGUGAUAAGUGAUCGAUUGAAAUUGAUACUGAAACGUGAAACGAUAACAUUGUGUCAUCUGGAAUCGAAUACGUCGAAACGAUACUCAGCUGUGCAGUGUGCUGAGUCGUUUGAUCAACCGUUCACCAGUGAUGAUGGUCGCAUAGUAGAUUCAGAGAAUGUGGACAUAAGUUUGAUGUUAAUUGCGUAUCGUACCGACUACUGCGAUGCUCUUUUGCACUUCAACAGUAGCAGUUCUACUGAUACUGACUCCAGUAGUGCUCAGAUACCUCAAAGAUUAUCUGAGGUGAUCGAUAAUGGAGGUUACUUUUUAGUAUUGAACAAUAAUUCAUUCCGAUUCUAUCCGCAGCUGUCUCCAUUUGUACCAAGACAACAGUUACUCUUCUUUAUUGUCCGUGGUGAAGUGGCAUCGUUGUACUUGUACAAUUACUCGAGUAAAAAAGCGGAAUGUGUGCACAGACUGUUCUUGAAUGUGAUCAGAUGGCAGAAUGCACGAUCGAGGUUGUUGCGUGAGAUCGGUCUGCAAAAGAUGGGCAUCACACACCUGUUCGCAUCACUAUCACUAUCACCGUACAGUCAGCACUACAGCAAACGUUCAUCGCUCUCACAGCAAAUCACAUCGCCACCAAUACUGCUCUGGUUGAACGCUUCGCUCCUCUACAAAUACGACUACUUCGCAUUCAACGUUGAUUCAACGUCGUCAUGCCAUCACGCGUCUUCGGAUGUGACUGCCAAGCAGACAUCCCCUGAUCGCACGUUCACCACGAAUGAAAUGCUGAAUGCGAAUCAACUUCGACUCCGCAUCAAAUUGUAUCGUUACUCGAAUGCUUCCUUCUUGGCCAUAAAUUUGAGACCGACCUUCUUCGAGGAUCAAUGUGAACAAAUGUUAAUGAUUGAAAAUGAGAUAAGUGGCCUAAUGGAUGAUCAUGAUCGAUUCAAUAUGGUGCACGAGUCGCUGCUGAAUGGACUGAAUGAGAUCAGUGAGAAGGAUUUGAUAUUGAUCACGAUGCGAAGUCGGGAGGUGCAUUAUGUUAAGUCACCUCUAUUGUUAUUUCCUCGCUGGAGAAGACUCAUUGCCGCCAUUCGAUUUUCGACUGAGAACAGAAAUUUAAGUGAUUUCCGACACUCUCUGAUAGAAGAUGCAUCAACGCGACGUGCAAGUGGCUCGAAACUAUCGAAAUAUGAAGCACCGUUGCAUUACCCGGGCAAAGUUCGUUACUUAUUAUUUCGUUCAACGACAACCAUACCAACAACACUCCUAUCAGACUCGUCAAAUUAUGCAACCGUGAUACCGUGUCAUCAGCAGCACAUCACACUGACUGAUAUUCAUCCGUCACAUUUACGUCGUUUGACCGAUGAAGAUGAUCCGUGCUGUUUGAAGAUUCAGUUCAUGCUUGUUGAGAGUUAUGUGGAGUAUGUGAAAAGACUCGGAUGGCAGUUCGUGAACGUCAAUGAAGUGAGCAUUCCGAACUUGAAAAAGAAUCCGUACACUCUGCGAUAUGAUAUGCAGAAUACUCAAUGCUCACCGAACAUAUGGCUGUUUAAAGUUGCGUUGGGUGGUAUUAUAUUCCUUCAUCUGACUUUUGUUGAACCCUAUUUCAGUGUUCGUAUACUGGUGUGGAACAGAUCGCAAUUGAGUAAUGUGAUUUCGAUCGAAGAGAACGGAGGCAAUCAAACGGAUGAACUGAGGGAAUUGGAAAUAAUGAAGGACGAAAUGGUUUUGAAAGGACAUGUUCAUUCGUUCACGUACGACUUCCAUCUGAGAAUGGUGGCCACUUAUCUGGUUGGUGGACAGCAGGUGCUCUUCAAUCAAGGCUAUAAUACAAACGCGUUCUUGAUUGAUUUCCUUCAAUACUAUGGAUGUAGACCACCGUAUGCUCGAAACUGUGUCUACGAAGAACGAGUUGGUUUUAUUGUGUUAUUAGUCUAUUAUUUAGUGGAAUUUACGGGUCUGCCGGUGGAUGCAGUGUUGAUAUGGGAGUACUUUCUGGUGGAGAGGACAAGUGAAUGGAGAGUGGUACGAUUGAAACCGUUGAAUGAGGAUGCAUCAGAUCAGUUCAUGCUCGUUUCUGAACAGUGCAAGCAAUACUUCGGACAAGCCUACAAAGCCACUCGUGUUGUCCUUCACGAUCAACAAUCCAAACAAUCGUAUGAUCGCUUUUGUUUACCCAUCAAAUUCUAUAUCAUCCUUGUGGCCAGUGAAAAGACUGAACCGUUCACGGAGAAUAUCAAUUAUGAAUCGGAUGUGCAGGUGAACCAUGAAAUGGGUGAAUUCAAAGAGAUGCUGCAGAUAACGAAGGAUGAUGAGAACGAAAUUGAUGACAGCAGUAAUAUUUCAUCACAGUUGGAUUUCACUUCGAACGAUAGAUCAGAAUCGGAAUCGUGGUCAGCCACUCCGAAUGGUCGUCGUCGUUUCUGCAGUGGUGAUCACAUAGCGUCAACGCGUGUCGCUGAAGUCGCACUUGCGCACAAGACACGUUCAGGAACAGACACUACAAGUCGAUCGGCAGAUCGUUACCCAGCAACCAAUGAGAACACCAACCCCAGAUUGUCAAUCCAGAAGAGUGCACCUCGACGGCAUCGAAAGCAACUCUCGAAUUGGCUUUCUCGGAAUGAAAAAGAAAACGGCGCAGUGUUGCCUCGAGAGCAGGUGAUCUACGUGCAUUAUCUGAGCAGUCGUCAGCGCAAACUGCAAGAAGAGUUGGAAGGGUGUGUGGAUGAGUACAGAAUUCGACUGAACAAACUGGUCGACGAGGCUGCAUGGCACUGUAAACGCGAUCAGUUAUGGAAUAAAAUGCUGGAAUGCACUAGCAAACAACGUAACGAGGUACCGACGAGCAAUAAGGAAAAAGAUAUCAGUCAUAUGCAGUCAACUAGUGCUCUACCGAAUACUUACAACAACAGCAACAAUACCAGCAACAAAACAACACUUCAACUAACGUCCAGCUCGUUAACCCAUCACCCUCACGCUCCACCACUUGGUCGCAAACCGUCACUCUUUAACGACACGAUUAUGGGCAGUAAUACCAGUAGCAGUGACCUUCUGAAUAUACUCAGAAGUGUGCAAUCGUUUUCGUUAAGCGUGCAAGAUAUUGAUCAUUUGCUCAGCUCGACCACAUCCAUAUCGAUGAUCGAAAUCGAGCCACUACUCAAAGAGAUCACAAAGGAUUUCGAUAUCGAUCCAUUCUUUCGAUUCCUGAUCCUUCAUUUCGGCGAAAAGAAGUGUCGAUUCUUUUGUUCAGACGUUAAAAAGCAUUUGGUUAUAAUGACGAAUAAUGCUCAGCAUUGCGCAUUCUUGAUGACUGUUUUUGCAAAAGAUCAUCUUGAAAUGCGAAUCAUUUUUAAGGACGACAAUGAGAGAGGACUGAAUGAGGCCACCAGCUCGUCAGCAACACAUCAGUCGUCGUCAACAAAUAAACAGUUGGUGAUGUCUCAGCUGGAUGAGCACUUACGAGAACAGUUCACUGAGAUCGUUCGCUGUGCUGCGUCAUUCUGUUGGAUCGAAGUCGUCAACUCGCUACCGUCCACUAAAUUCAAAUUAUAA
This is a messenger RNA of Anisakis simplex (herring worm), 9282 nucleotides long. The record is from the annotation of a GenBank genome assembly. Lineage: Eukaryota; Metazoa; Nematoda; Chromadorea; Rhabditida; Anisakidae.